Molecule: messenger RNA, 2218 nt
Organism: Diachasmimorpha longicaudata
Lineage: Eukaryota; Metazoa; Arthropoda; Insecta; Hymenoptera; Braconidae
Product: solute carrier family 2, facilitated glucose transporter member 1-like
Exons: 9
Coding region: 278-1861 (527 amino acids)
Biological process (GO): monosaccharide transmembrane transport
Cellular component (GO): membrane
Molecular function (GO): hexose transmembrane transporter activity
Source: RefSeq, a predicted model, not a curated record
GGCCCCCCUGGCAUCAGCUGAUUACGACUGACAUCCGUCGCACAGGGUAUCGCACUGAACAAUUACAUGAUUAAUUAAUUUCGCUGCGCUUGCCGCGGCCAGGAGGGUCAUGAGUUGGCAGUCCUUAUGUUCCUUUGGCUUGAUAAAGUGGUGAGGACUACUACUCGUGUCACUUGCGCAUUAUCAACCGGAUAGAACGCUACAUCAUUAACGAUAGUUCCGAAUGACCGUGACUUGUUUGUGAAUAAGCGAGAGACUUUGUGUGACUGCUUCGACAAUGACUGCAGAUACUGACGCAUCGACUUUGUGCCUGCAAAACAAGAAAACAGCUGCACUCACACCGUCCAAAGGUUUACAAGACAAAAAAGACGAAGAUGAGAAGUAUGAGGAGAUCGAGGAUGAGGCCUCGACAGCCAGGGCCUGGACUCCCCUCGUCGUGCUCGGGGGAAUCACUUGUUGCUUUGGAUCGGCACUGCCAGCUGGAUUCAACAUCGGUGUCAUGAACAAUCCAGCAGAGAUCAUGCAAGCCUUCUGCAACUCAAGCUUCCAACAGCGGUAUGCCGUACAGUUAGAUAAGACUGAAUUGAACAUAAUCUGGGGGGCAGUGGUGUCGAUAUUUCUGAUCGGUGGAGUAACGGGCUCCCUCCUAGCGAGUUGGAUUGCCGAUAAAUAUGGGAGACGAGGAGCUCUAGCUAUCGGAAAUAUAUGUGGGAUCAUCGGUGCGAUAUUAUUCCUGCUAGCGCCUACAUUGAAUUCAGUGGAAGUUUUAAUGCUUGGACGGCUGAUGGUCGGACUCUCUGGAGGUAUUGCAACGAGUGUGUUACCCACGUAUGUGACUGAGAUAGCCCCUUUGAGACAAAGAGGGGCAGUGGGUGUUCUCUGUCAACUAGGAAUCACCGUUGGUGUAUUCUUCGGUCAAGUUGCCGGUCUCCAAGCUGUCCUAGGUACAGCUGAGCACUGGCACCUCAUGCUGGCUUGUUUUGCACCCCUGUGUGCAAUAUCGCUGAUAAUUCUGCAGGUUCUGCCCGAGAGCCCCAAGUAUUUGUACAUUAUUAAGGGACAAGAAGACACGGCAAUUCAAGAGCUCCGUCGGUUACGAAAUCUCAAUGUUAGUCUCCUUCAGAAGGAAAUACGGGCUCUUAGAGAAGAAGCUACUGCACGUACCACCAUGGAUACGUGGACAAUGCGCCGUGUCCUGAGUGAUCCGUCCGUGAGACUGCCAUUGCUUUUAGUAUCGUCUUUACAGUUGGGUCAGCAGUUGAGUGGAAUCAACGCGGUCUUUUAUUAUUCGAAUAUUAUAUUCAAGAAGUCGAAUUUGAACGCCACUGGUGCACAAUAUGCCACACUUGGGACUGGACUUAUUAACAUUGGAAUGGCUGUUAUAUCUGUGUGGCUAAUGUCGAGGUUUGGCAGGAGAUUGCUCUUUUUGAGCAGUUCCAUUGCCAGUGCAGUCUGUCUUAUGGUGCUUUGUAUCUCCUUGAAAGCUAUCGAUUCUGCAGCUUUCAUGCCCUGGCUCUGCACAAUCACAGUUCUUGCCUACGUAUUGUUCUAUGGCAUUGGUCUAGGGCCCAUCCCCUACUUCAUUGGAUCUGAAUUAUUUCAAGUGGGACCGAGACCUGCUGCCAUGUCUCUAGGUAGUGUUUGCAAUUGGGGUGGUAAUUUUAUCGUGGGAAUGCUUUUCCCACCAUUGGAGGCUAUCAUGGGGCCCUUGGUCUUCCUGCUAUUCGCGUUAUCCACUAUAUUAGUGGGACUUUUUGCCAGGUACUAUCUACCAGAAACUCGAGGCGUUGACACCUCUCUGACAGCUUCUCUAUUAUCAAGGGGAUUCAGCUCUCGGAGGCAGGAUAUUGAGAACUCGUAAUAUCAAUAAAUCAAGCGAUCCUUCCGCUCACUGUCAUCACACAAAUGCCAACGUGCCUAUUGUAAUUUUUUUUAUUCGUCUAUUUCACAAAUAUGCGAUUAUACAGAAUGUCUAAUUGUUCAUAAAAGCAUAAACAUAGUACUGUGUGCGGUGCUAUUCGCAUCCAAGUGGGGAAAGUUCCUUUGUACAAACCGAGUAAGCCCUCAGUUUUACUUAUUUUUAUCAAUGCGUCGAGAAAGCCACGAUACAGCAGGGGUUUACCACUUGAAUCCGUGCCUGUCAUCAAUCAAUUUAAGAGUGAGAACGUCUCUUAAAGUAUUUUUAUGAAUUCUUAAUAAAGUGAUUUGUGAAAAAUAA